This is a messenger RNA of Folsomia candida, 1660 nucleotides long. RefSeq lists its product as uncharacterized. Lineage: Eukaryota; Metazoa; Arthropoda; Collembola; Entomobryomorpha; Isotomidae. The record is from RefSeq and is a predicted model, not a curated record. The transcript has 2 exons. Bases 610 to 1467 code for a protein of 285 amino acids.
GUUAGUAAUUGGGACAAGUGCGAUAAGGCUUCGAUUAAGGGUGUGCCAGAUGAUGUGGCUAGCUUGGAUGUAGAUUUCACACCAGAUCGCAAUCAAUUGGUAUUCUCUCACAUUCUAUCCUACCUCCCCCUCGGAACCCUGAAAAACGCUCGACUGGUUUGUACACACUGGGACGAACAAGUGUUUUCAAUCCUGCGAAAAACAUCCGUCAUUGGUUUUCAAACUCGAUUCCAUCAUGAUGACAUGACCAAUCCAUCCCACCAGUUUUUGCGAUACGUCCAUGAAAUGAGGAAUGUCGCACCAUGGCCAAAUUGGAAGAUUUGGUAUCCAUCCUUACCAGCCGAAAACGAAAGGGACGACGCAGAGAAAAAAUGGUCAGCAAAGUACAUCCAGGACUUGGAUUAGUUUCUUCACCCCAGUAGAGGGCACCAUGUCAAGAGUUUAUCGUUGCAUUCAUUCAUUAAUUCCGAACGGGAUUACUGGGUAUUUCUCAAAUCCAUUACUCAGUUGAAGGACACCUUGGAAGAAUUGCAUCUCGACUUCGAAAUACAAAUCUUGGAACAGAAUGGCAACGAGAUUAAAUAUGACUUGGAUCCUAUUAUUUUCAAAAUGCUGAAGAAAUUUUCACUAAAGCUCGCGCCCAGUAUAUCUGACCCUGUAUUGGAUAAUAGACAAUUGGCUGCCCCCUGGAUGAAAAAUUGGGCGGACGCGAUUAAGCGUGUGGAGUCCAUCUCUACGCGCGGUUGUGAUUUUCUGGGGUCACGAUUUGCACAGGAGUUACAAAACAAUGGGCAGUGUUAUCAAAAUUUGAAGGAUAUCCGGUUAACAUGCGAGCCAUCGGUUGCAAUCAAUUUUCUCACCGAGUUGACCCAAACCGUGACGAAUUUGACGCUCACCAUGCCUUUGGAAACACGAGACCUUCGAGACUUUGAGAAUUUGAUCAAGAAAUUCGCCUCAUGCUUGGAAUUACUGUCUUUUUUAAUCUCCACGAAAGGCCUUGGAGAAAAGUCUCGCUUCGACCUCAAUCUUCCAUGUCUCGCGAGGCUAAAAAAGUUGCAAUUUUAUUUUGGUUUCUUUAAAGACAUCCGGAAUUCCAAUAUCGGUACAUAUCAGGGUCAUACAAUCAAAGAUGUGGCCCGAUUCCGGCUCUCGUUCCCCCCAUCUCGGUUUGGUGGUGAUGACCUCGGCAUCGACUAUGAACGUCACCUUCCCUCGAUUCGUGGCAUCAUUGUGAAACCAAAAUUUUGGGUUGGUCCGGCUGAAUUUUGGGACACGUAUAGUGACCUGUUUGACAGUCUCCUUCCCAAACAAGAAGGACGAAGUUGCCAGACUCUGCAACGCUUGGAAAUUCCAACCUGGGGUGGUGAGAUUGGGGAAGGAUAUCUUCAAGCUGGCCGACUACCGAAAGUCUUUCCAAAUGUUCGGAACGAAUGGAUGAACGAUUUACGAGAGAUGAAGAACGAUUGAAGAACUUGAUACAAAAUAGAUAAAUGCACAUUCAUGAGUUAAUAUGUAUGUACUUACAUACCAGUGUGGAAGUGAAGAUGAUGAAUUGUUAAAUUGGGUAUGAAUGCUUUGCUAAAUUUGCAGCGAUAAAUAUGAAAAAAAUUAGUUACCACUGUCGCCCCUGAAUUUAGUAAGUUUUAGUCAUUUAAAACUA